CUAGAACCUAAGACCAACCCUGAACCAUCCAACCAUCAGGUGCCAGUUCUAGAAGAUUCACCAAGUUCUACACCAUCACAGAAACCCGAGAGCAUAACAACUCUUGCUGGGGCUACUGUGGUGAUGUUACCCGAAUACCCUCCAAGCCAAGUCUCAACCGGCACAGUCGUACAUGAGGUGGAACCAACUGAGGAACCUGACUCAGAACCACCUAUGCUUAUUCAAGAACAGAAGGAGGAGGAAGUUUUGCCUAUGGCAAUAAACGACCAUAUCCUUAAUUGUGUUGAAGACACACCUCUAGAGGAACCUGUUCUGGAGGAGAUAGAGCCCACUACCUACCCCCAAGAUUCCAACGUUCAAGAGUCUAAGGAGGAAUCUAUAGACGAAGAAAUACCUAGCACAGAGGAACCAAUAACGUCUAUAGAUAAUCAUGCUUCAUCAGAAGACUUAGACCAAACUUUCUUUGACUCCCUACUUGACGGGUGUGAUUUUGUCUGCCCGAAGGAUAGUUGGAGCCAAAAGAGUUGGGAUGAACUUCUGGUAAGUGACACUGAAGACUCAUCCAUGGGGGAAAGCACGGUCGUAAUCAUCAAACCACAAAUGGAUGGGGUAGUCAAUGACAAAGCACAUGAGAGCAAGCAUACACAAGGAGAGCGAUGAUGAAUAGUGAUUGUUUGAAGCGACUACCAGCGGUAAAUCCAUCGCUAAAGUCUGAAAAAUCGAGCGUCUUUGGUUGUUUGUCGAAUGAGAAUGUUUUAAAUCUUUGACAUCGGAAAAGUGCAAAAUUCUUAGCCAUAGCAAGAUUAACAGGAGAGCAACACUGUUUACUGGUGAAGCACAAGAGAACAAUGCCAAUUUCUGUCAUGAACAUGGAACAAUUUCUAUAAUGAGGACAAUUGUUAUAAGUUUUCACCUAGUGCAUUUACAAAGUUUCUGUGGCUCUCUAGUUUGUCUCUUAGGUGCUCAAGCCAGGUGGAAGAUUCCUUUACCUUGAACUAAGCCAUGUUUAUGUGCCAAUUCCUAAAGACUUGUUGUAGCUGCACAAGAGAGGUAAUUCAGUUCUGGGGGAUAAACAUUGGCUUCCUUA
This is a messenger RNA of Cuscuta campestris, 1087 nucleotides long. The record is from the annotation of a GenBank genome assembly. NCBI's taxonomy places the organism in Eukaryota, Viridiplantae, Streptophyta, Magnoliopsida, Solanales, Convolvulaceae.